CAAAGGCGGCCGCAUUAAAACGGAGCAUUUUAAGUAGACUUGGUUAUUGCAGUACUCUCCUACUCACUCACCACUUGUAUUGUUUACAUAACCACAUAGCCCUGAGCCCUUCACUCUCUCUUCCAAGUUCCAACCAAUUCAUCUCUCUCAUUCCCUCUCUCUUGUCUUUAUCGUUUUAAUACUCUCUGCUUUGCUUCUUGAGAUUGUAGAACGAGAGACCGAGAGGUAAAUAGUCUUUGUGUUUCUUCCGAUUCUAAAAGAUAUCGACCGCUAAUGUCGGGUGAAAAGCAAGCGGAGGAGGCAAUAGUGGUCUCCGGCGUCGGAGAGACUGGUAAUGACGUGGCUGGUGGAAAAAUGGAAGAUCCAAUGGUGGAGGACAUUGGCGGCGCCGGUGAUGGAUUUACUGUGAAGAGCUUCCUCUGGCAUGGCGGGUCCGCUUGGGACGCUUGGUUCAGCUGUGCUUCCAAUCAAGUGGCACAAGUGCUGUUGACACUGCCGUAUUCGUUCUCGCAGCUGGGAAUGUUAUCAGGAAUACUGCUUCAAAUAUUCUAUGGACUAAUGGGCUCUUGGACUGCUUACCUCAUUAGUGUUCUUUACGUCGAAUAUCGAGCCCGCAUGGAGAAACAAGAGGCCAAAUCUUUCAAAAACCACGUUAUUCAGUGGUUCGAAGUCCUUGAUGGGCUGCUGGGUCCGUACUGGAAAGCAGCGGGGCUCGCCUUUAAUUGCACCUUCUUGUUAUUCGGAUCAGUCAUCCAGCUCAUCGCUUGUGCUAGCAAUAUUUACUACGUAAACGAUAGAUUAGACAAGAGGACUUGGACUUAUAUUUUUGGUGCUUGUUGUGCCACGACCGUCUUCAUACCAUCUUUCCACAAUUACCGUAUUUGGUCUUUCCUCGGCCUUGCAAUGACCACUUACACCGCUUGGUACCUCACUAUUGCCGCAUUUCUCCACGGCCAGGCGGAGGGUGUGACACAUUCCGGUCCGACCAAACUUGUGUUGUACUUUACCGGAGCCACCAACAUCCUCUAUACAUUUGGUGGACAUGCUGUGACCGUGGAAAUAAUGCAUGCGAUGUGGAAACCAAGGAAGUUUAAGAGCAUCUACUUGAUGGCUACACUGUACGUCUUCACGUUAACGCUUCCAUCAGCCUCCGCCGUCUAUUGGGCUUUCGGCGACCAACUUCUCAACCACUCAAACGCUUUCUCUCUCCUCCCUAAAACGCGUUUCCGUGACGCCGCCGUUAUCCUCAUGCUCAUCCAUCAGUUUAUAACGUUCGGAUUUGCUUGUACGCCGUUAUACUUUGUAUGGGAAAAAGCAAUCGGAAUGCACCACACUAAAAGCAUAUUUGUAAGAGCGAUCGUGAGAUUACCGGUGGUGAUUCCAAUAUGGUUUUUAGCCAUCAUUUUCCCAUUUUUUGGUCCCAUAAACUCUGCGGUUGGAGCACUACUCGUUAGCUUCACCGUCUACAUCAUCCCCGCCUUAGCCCACAUGCUCACCUACCGCACCGCCUCUGCCCGUCGGAAUGCGGCGGAGAAACCACCGUUCUUUUUGCCUAGCUGGGCCGGAGUUUACGUGAUAAACGCUUUUGUGGUGGUUUGGGUGCUAGUUCUCGGGUUCGGGUUUGGCGGAUGGGCCAGCAUGACCAACUUCAUCAGGCAAAUUGACACUUUUGGCCUCUUCGCCAAAUGUUAUCAAUGCAAAUCGCCGCUUCCUCCCCCUGCUCCGGUCAAUGGUGAUCACCACCGCCGCUAAGCUAAGCCGCCGUUAGUGAAGGAGCAGGUGCCGUUGUGUUUGUCACGAGCCAUUCUUCAGUCUUAUGACAGACUGUUUUCCUAACGGGUAGAAAGCAACUGGAUGCCGACAAAAAUUGUUAUCAUUUAAUCAAUCAGCCAAUCUGUAAAAUACGGUUACAACCAAAAAAAAAAAAAAAAAAAAAGUCUGUCAAAUUUCUUCCAAAACUCUACAAAUUUGGAAUCUUUUUUUUUU
Molecule: messenger RNA, 1986 nt
Organism: Eutrema salsugineum
Lineage: Eukaryota; Viridiplantae; Streptophyta; Magnoliopsida; Brassicales; Brassicaceae
Product: auxin transporter-like protein 1
Exons: 10
Coding region: 274-1752 (492 amino acids)
Cellular component (GO): plasma membrane
Source: RefSeq, a predicted model, not a curated record